Molecule: messenger RNA, 435 nt
Organism: Ascochyta rabiei
Lineage: Eukaryota; Fungi; Ascomycota; Dothideomycetes; Pleosporales; Didymellaceae
Exons: 1
Coding region: 1-435 (144 amino acids)
Source: RefSeq, a predicted model, not a curated record
AUGCCGCAAGAACUUUUAAUCGACGUACGCUCUCCGCUCGAGUUCUCUACAGGUCCUCUCGUCUCCGACCUUGCGCCCACGGUCAACAUCGAGUACACAUCCAUCGACCGCCUCCCAGAAAUCUACUCGGAGCAAGGCAUCGAAGUGGACAAGAACGCCAGCAUCACCCUGUACUGUCGAAGCGGCAGGCGGAGCGACAUUGCGAUGCGCAGGCUGCGAGAGCUGGGCUAUGCGAACGCAAGGGACAUUGGGGGGUUCGAGGAAGCCAAGCGCGUGCUGGACAAGGAGACCGUUGCGCGGCAGCUUGAGCGCAUGGCUGGGGAUGACGAGCAGGCUCCGGCUGUUGGGGAGGCGAGGAAAGAGGAUGGAAUGGCAAAGGUUCGGUCUCGGAGUUUCGGGGCGCUGAUGGCUGGCUUGCAGGCGUGUGAUGCGUGA